CUGCCAUUUGCAACAACACAGAUAAACCUUGAGCACAUUAUGCUAAGUGCGAUAAGUCAGAGAAAGACAAGUACUAUAUGAUUAUCACUAAUUUGUGGAAUCUAGAAAGUCAAACCUAUAAAAAAAAUAGCCAGUGAAAUGGUGAUUACCACCAGGGAAUAGGAUGUGUGAGGGGUAAGAUUCAUAAUGUUUAAGGGCACAAACUUGUAACAAGUAGUAAAUAAGCCAGAGAGAUAUAAAAAUAAAUAAAUAAAAAUAAAAGGGAAUUACUGAACAAAACAUAUUUGAACAAAAGAGCUUUCUUGUACUUUAAGUUUUUCCUGAGUUUUGUUUUGUUUUGUGUACCUAGAGAGGUUGGUAAUAUGGAAGGAAUAUAUAUUAAAAAAAAAAAAAGUCAUGUGGGAUUAGUUGAAAAUAAAGAACUACUGAAGAAGGGGAACCAGUUCUGGUAUUUUAUGAAUCUUCUAACCUAGAUAAGAAAAAGCCACCAGAGCAAAAAAUUUUAACAGCAUUCUUUUAUAAUCCAAAAUUUUAGUUACGAAUAUUAUCUAUCCACCCUCCAACCUGGGUAAUUUGAAAAAGUCACUUGGUUCUUCCAGUUUUUGAAAUAAGGAGUCUAAUUUUAGCUUCUCUUUAGUCCUCAAAAUUCCUUUUCUUCUCCUUGUUUCUUAGAUUUUUAUGCUGCACUGCCCCAUUCUGGCUAGAAGAGAAGUUAGCACUCAGCUCAGAUACUUCCCAGAUCUCAUCUUGCCUUUGGGGCAGGAAAGGUCUUGCAUGAGGAGCAUGUUGAACUCUUGAUGGAGGAGUUUGCAUUCCUGAAAAAAGAAGUGGUGGGAAAAGACCUGCUAAAAGGGUCUCUCCUCUUUACAGCUGGCCCAUUGGAAGAAGAGCGGUUUGGCUUCCCUGCGUUCAGUGGCAUUUCUCGCCUGACCUGGCUGGUCUCCCUCUUUGGGGAACUUUCUCUUAUAUCCGCCACUUUGGAAGAGCGAAAGGAAGAUCAACAUAUGAAAAUGACUGUGUGCUUAGAGACAGAGAACAAACGUCCGCUCACAUGGAUUGAAGAGAAAGGACCUGGUCUAAAACGAAACAGACAUUUAAGCUUCCAUUUUAAAUCUGGGUCCCUGGAGAAUAUGCCAAAUGUAGGAGUCAAUAAGAAUAUUUUCCUGAAAGAUCAAAACAUAUUUGUCCAGAAACUCUUGGGCCAGUUCUCUGAAAAGGAACUGGCUGCUGAAAAGAAACGCAUCCUGCACUGCCUGUGGCUUGCAGAAGAAAUCCAGAAAUACUGCUACUCAAAGAAGUAAGAGAAGGAAACAUGCGGCACAUCUAAGAUGGGGCCAUAGUUUGCUUUUUAUGAAGAGUUGACCUCUAUCUCUAUUCUUACAAUUAAACAUAUCUUGGGCAAACAGGAUUUGCUUACUGUCCCGAGCUGUGUUGGGAGUGAUAGUUGGGAGUUGGGACACAUUGUAAUAGGGAUGAGAGAACUAACCUUGGUAGAGCUGAGCCAAGUGCUUCGUAUGCCUGAUUUAAUUUACUCUUCCCAACAGCCCUAUCAGAUGGGUAUUACCAGGUUUGUUUUCAUUAGUGUACUGGAAAAUUUUAUUUGAAGUCACCCAGAUAGUAAAUACGAGAACCAGCCUUUAAAUCUUACUCAUGCACUGAACCACUGCAAAAUAGCCUCUUUCCUGCUUUAAGGAGUUAUGUUUCACCCAACAAACUGUCACUGGGUGAGUAUGCUAGGUGCUAAGGAUUCUAAACACGAGUAAGACCUAGCCGCUUUCCUCGCUAACCUUGUCGAAAGCAAACCAGUCAUACAAACUGGUCACUGUAAUGUAAUAGGUCCAGUAAAAGAGAUAUGCCUCUGGUCAUCUGGAGGAAGGUUUGGGGAAAACCUACAAACCAAAUCUUCAUAACUAGGUUAGUUGUGUACAGGUGAGAGGAGGGCUUUUCUUGGCAGAGUGCUGACAUGAGCAAAGAGAAGGAAGUGAGAAACAAGCUGGUGAGUACCCUGGGAACAGUGUUGCUAGAGCAUUGUGUCUGGAGGAGGGAGUCCCAGAGAUUAAAUCUGUGGGGUCCCUGUAAGCCAGAUCAAGGAGCUAGGGUCUUAUUUCUCAGGCACUGAAGGCUCUUAUUUAACAGGGGAGUGGCAUGGUCAGUUUUCUAGUUUAGAAAUGAAAACUUCCAGGAGGAAAUGAGACUUGAGACCAAGGAGGAGGCACCCCGUUAAGAGCCAACAAAUGUGUUCAUACUUGCAGCCCUUGGCUUAUCUAGACUCAACUGCUUCUGUUGAGACACAGCUGACUUGAGGCAGAGCUGAUUCCCAGGAAUCUUCCCUUUCAUUUCAUUGGUUGUCCUGUUGCAUUUUCUUUGAAGCUUGUGUUAGAUUUCUUGCCUUUGUGAAUGUCUCCCUCUUGCUUUUUGCCUACUACCUUCCCAUUGUGAGGUUUAGGAGCUGGGAGGUCAUUGGUGUCAGCACUCUAUUUUCUACCUCGAUUUCCAUGAAUCUGUCACCAUAUACCUCAAGGUAGAAACCAAAACUCCUUAAGGUUGUUCUUUUAUUUGCCAUGUAAAGCAGUUUAAUAAAUAUUGGUCAGUUA
Herpailurus yagouaroundi (jaguarundi) is the source of this 2594-nucleotide messenger RNA. RefSeq names its product biliverdin reductase A (gene BLVRA). Lineage: Eukaryota; Metazoa; Chordata; Mammalia; Carnivora; Felidae. Gene Ontology annotation, molecular function: biliverdin reductase [NAD(P)H] activity; zinc ion binding. The record is from RefSeq and is a predicted model, not a curated record. Gene Ontology annotation, biological process: heme catabolic process. Bases 798 to 1301 code for a protein of 167 amino acids. The transcript has 4 exons.